AUGGACUCUGUUAAUGGCCAAUCAGGAGGUGUCUUUUUUGUAUACGGAUAUGGAGGCACGGGUAAAACAUACAUUUGGAGGACAUUGUGUGCUGCAAUUAGGAAGAUGGGUGAAAUUGUUUUGCCUGUGGCAUCAAGUGCUGCCCUACUUCUUCCAAAAGGUCGAACCGCCCAUUCAAGUAUUAGGCCUGGUUCUGACUUAGCUGCAUUGCUCAUGAGAACAAACCUAAUUAUUUGGGAUAAUGAAGCACCAAUGAUGCAUAAAUAUUGCUUUGAAGCACUUGAUAGGAGUUUAAAGGACAUUAUGCAAGCUGUUGAUCGAGAUAAUUUACAUCGACCAUUUGGAGGUAAAGUUGUGUUUGGUGGUGAUUUAAGACAAAUUUUUCCUGUUAUACCCAAGGGUACAAGGCAAGACAUAGUAUUUGCGACCUUAAACUCUUCGUUUCUAUGGGAUUUAUGUAAGGUUUUGAAGCUUACACGCAAUAUGAGACUUCAAUCAUGUUCUUCUUCGUCGACUGCUAAUGAAAUAAGGGAGUUCUCAGAAUGGAUACUGAGCGUUGGUGAUGGCAGAGCUAGAGGGCCCAAUGAUGGAGAAGUGGAUAUUGAAAUCAGUGAAGAUAUUCUUAUAGACGGUGGAGAUGACCCCAUAUCAUCAUUAUCAACAGCACAUACCCUUCAGUCACUGAUCAUCUUUGGGAAGCCAAAUACUUCCAAGAAAGAGCAAUUCUAG
Molecule: messenger RNA, 729 nt
Organism: Beta vulgaris subsp. vulgaris (sugar beet)
Lineage: Eukaryota; Viridiplantae; Streptophyta; Magnoliopsida; Caryophyllales; Amaranthaceae
Exons: 2
Coding region: 1-729 (242 amino acids)
Biological process (GO): telomere maintenance; DNA repair
Molecular function (GO): DNA helicase activity
Source: RefSeq, a predicted model, not a curated record